AUGGCGCCCCAAAAGAAGGGAAAGAUCAAGACCUCUGACUUCGUCGGCUUUGACGGUGGCGACGACCAUGAACUGUUCAAGGCCGAGACUCCGUCCAAGAUGGCAACCUUUCCAUCUCAUCAAAGUGCCAACACUUCGCGUCCCAAAGCUGCCUCGACUCUGGACAAGUGGCCCACACGCGAUCUCUUCAGAAACCCGGUUACCCUUGUCGUCGGCGCAAAGAAGAAAUCGUACACUCUGCACAAAGAUCUUCUCAUCUUCUACUCGGACUUCUUCCGCGCUGCUCUCUACGGAUCCUUCAAGGAGGCGGAGGAACAAAGAGUCGAGCUGCCCGAAGUCGACGAAGAAGUUUUCGAGACCUUCCAGCUGUGGCUCUACACUCGCAGACUUGAUCAUGCCGAAGUGAGCUUCAUGACUAUCACGAGACUUUGGGUCUUCGCCGAUCAGCAUCAGAUUCCACUCCUACAGAACUAUGCCAUGGACCUGAUGUUCGAGAGAAGAGUGAAGAAAAACUGCUUUGACACAAGCACAAUCAACUUCGUGUAUAACAACACCGUUGCUGGAUCCCACUUGCGUCGGGCUGUGAUCGAAAUUAGUACCUCUUUGGUCAAUUCACCUGGUGCCCACGAGAGACCAGAGCACUGGACGGUUGAGAGUCUUAUCGAUCUCGUACGCGCAGUCGACAGCCGUCUCAAGGACUUGAAACAGUACUCGCUCCCGAAGAGAGACAAGUGCUUCUUCCAUGUCCAUGGCAAAGAUGAGGAAUGUUGA
This is a messenger RNA of Aureobasidium subglaciale EXF-2481, 771 nucleotides long. RefSeq lists its product as uncharacterized. Gene Ontology annotation, molecular function: protein binding. Lineage: Eukaryota; Fungi; Ascomycota; Dothideomycetes; Dothideales; Saccotheciaceae. The transcript has 2 exons. The record is from RefSeq and is a predicted model, not a curated record. The coding region runs from base 1 to 771 and encodes 256 amino acids.